This is a messenger RNA of Trichoderma gamsii, 1935 nucleotides long. RefSeq names its product MAP kinase kinase PBS2. NCBI's taxonomy places the organism in Eukaryota, Fungi, Ascomycota, Sordariomycetes, Hypocreales, Hypocreaceae. The coding region runs from base 1 to 1935 and encodes 644 amino acids. The record is from RefSeq and is a predicted model, not a curated record. The transcript is spliced from 2 exons. Gene Ontology annotation, biological process: protein phosphorylation; MAPK cascade; cellular hyperosmotic response. Gene Ontology annotation, molecular function: ATP binding; MAP kinase kinase activity.
AUGAGCGGUACCGAUUCGAUCCCGGCCACGCCGGACAGCAUAUCCGAUGAUCGAGAUCUCUAUGUGCAGGCAUCGCCGUUCUCUGAGGACUCGUCGAUAGCAGGAACCCCCAACGGCGACGAGCUGGGCGAAUCACCUGGCUCCCCCAAGAGACUUCCAUCCCUCAACACCUUUGCCGAUCCCCACAACAUCAACCCCAACUCAACUACGUUGGGAUUACUGGGCAAGGCAAGAAAUCCUUCCCAGACUGGCUCAUCCUUUGCUGCCGGUGCUGGAGCCAUGGAAAACAGCGUCAUGGCCAAGGCGCGCGCGCUUCACCAACAGCGAAUGCAAAAAGGAAUGUCAGCGGCGGGCAGCUCGCCUGUCUCACCGAUGCCCUCACCUGGAGGACCUAUAGCUGGUGGCUUCACUGCCCUGCGCAUGCCCCCAGGCAUGCAGCGUCCCGGCCCCGUACCACACCCCAGAUCUGCACCUGUCCUACCAAAGACUCUCAGCGAGCGAAGAGCCAAUAUGAUGGGAGGAAUGAAACUAUCAGACAUGGGUGGCGGUGGUGGCCCUCCUACUGGUAGCAUGCGCCGAGCGGGAGCUCCAUCUCUCUCGGGAUUGCCUCAACCAAACGCACCUAAUGGCAAAUCGUCUUUGGGGUCAAAACUGGACGACUUUAAGAAGUACAUCGAUACAGAGAAGGGCUGGAUUACUUUUGACGGUGCAGCCACAAUUACUCGUACUGGAGUAAACUUCUCCAAUGGCCAGACCUUCAAGAUAUCCCUAGAUGAGGUGGAAAUAAUAGACGAGUUGGGCAAAGGCAACUACGGAACAGUGUACAAGGUCAGGCAUGCGAAGCCGAGUGUACCACGAUUUGGGCCAGGAUUAUCUGGGGCCAAGUUGCAGCAUCCACAACCGCACCGAAGUCAGUCAGACUCGGCGGUCCAUGAUGCCACCAACGCGCUGGAAACUCAAGCCGGCAAAGUCAUGGCCAUGAAGGAAAUCCGACUCGAGCUCGACGAUGCCAAGUUUACCACUAUUCUCAAAGAGCUAGUCAUCCUUCACGAGUGUGUGUCGCCAUUCAUCAUCGACUUCUACGGAGCCUUCUUCCAGGAAGGUGCCGUAUACAUGUGCAUUGAAUACAUGGAUGGUGGCUCCAUUGACAAGAUCUAUGCUGGAGGUAUCCCCGAGAACAUCCUGAAAAAAAUUACUUACUCAGCCGUAAUGGGCCUCAAAUCAUUGAAGGACGAGCAUAACAUCAUCCAUCGAGACGUCAAGCCGACGAAUAUCCUGGCGAACACGCGGGGUCAGAUCAAAAUCUGUGACUUUGGCGUCAGUGGCAACCUUGUGUCCAGCAUUGCCAAGACAAACAUUGGAUGCCAGAGCUACAUGGCACCCGAAAGAAUCUCUGGAGGUGGUAUGGCACAGUCGGGCAAUUCAGAUGGCACUUACAGUGUUCAAAGUGAUGUCUGGAGCUUGGGUCUGACAGUCAUCGAAUGCGCUAUGGGUCAAUAUCCAUAUCCCCCUGAAGCAUCGUCCACUAUUUUCAGCCAACUGAAUGCCAUUGUUGAAGGCGAGCCGCCGGCUAUGCCAGAGGAUGGUUACUCCGAUUUGGCAAAGGACUUUGUCAAGAGCUGUCUUCAUAAGAUACCAAAGCAGCGCCCGACAUAUGCCCAGCUACUUAAACAUCCCUGGAUCCAGUCUCUAUCUAAGCCGCAAACGAUUGAUGAAGUCGCCGAAGAUGACGAGGCCACAGAUAAGGUAGCCGAGGCGGUAGGACAUAUGGAGCUGAGCUCGGGCACGGAAGACGCCGAGGUUGCUGAAUGGGUCAAGUCUGUCCUGAAAAAGAAUGCAGAUGGCCACAACGGCACUGGCCCCAGCAAACCUGCGCUUCAUGCUGCACCUCUCGAUAGCAUCAGCCCUCUAGGAAGCCCUGUCCUCAGCCAGUGA